Diaporthe citri is the source of this 1107-nucleotide messenger RNA. RefSeq lists its product as uncharacterized. The record is from RefSeq and is a predicted model, not a curated record. The coding region runs from base 1 to 1107 and encodes 368 amino acids. NCBI's taxonomy places the organism in Eukaryota, Fungi, Ascomycota, Sordariomycetes, Diaporthales, Diaporthaceae. The transcript is spliced from 2 exons.
AUGUACGCCACUCAGAUAUUGAAGUCUCUGGUGGUUUUGGCGGGAGCCACAAUUGCUGCCCCGACCAUUCCUCGAUCCUACAACAUUCCCGCAGGCGACGGUUUCCCCAGCCCAAGCCCGGAACAACUGGUUACCAUCCAGCAAAAGGCAGGCGGCCAGCUCUCUAACGCCCUUCCACCGCCAAAGCUUGCCAGCAGCAGUUUGACUGCCUUCCAACUCAUCGCCUUCAAUGAGAAUUUCGAAGUGGCCUUCUUCUCCUCGCUCAGGGACAACAUCACCAGCAACGCCCCGGGAUUUCAGUUGGAUGAUCAAAAGAAGAGAGACGACCUACUCUCAAUCUUGGAAGCCGUUAUAGCUCAAGAAGAGCUCCACGCAAUAAACGCCAACAACGUCCUGACCAAGUUCGGAGCCCUCGCCCCUCCUCCGUGCACGUACAAAUUCCCCACCGCCGACAUCAACUCCGCCAUCACCCUCGCCGAAACCUUCACCUCCUUCGUGCUCGGCACGCUGCAGGAUGCCUCGCAGCUCCUGGCCGCCAACGGAGACGCAGGCCCGGUCCGCGGCGUGGCCUCCGUGAUCGGGCAGGAGGGCGAGCAGAACGGCUGGUACAGGACCUUCCUGGGCCUCAAGCCGAGCGAGAAGCCCUUCCUCACCACGUCGGUCGCGGCCUUCGCCUUCAGCGCGCUGCAGGGCUUUGUGGACAGCUGCCCCUUCGACGUCACACAGAUCCACAUCCCUAUAUUCCCGCCCUUGAGUGUGGUCACUGGCUCAGGUGGCCUGGAUGUCGAGGCAAAGGACCAGGCACUUGCAUUCGAGGCGGAUCUGAGCAGCGUUGAGGGUGCCGAGAAGUAUGUCGGUGGAAACGGUGAUGGGCUGUUUAUCACAUACCUGACGGGGCAGAACCUGCCUGUCAGUCAGCCAGUGACGAAGGUCUCCUGGGAUGGCAAGAAGAUCAAGUUUGAGGCAUCGUUCCCAUUCUCGGCGAAUGUCAUGGAGGGCCUGUCCGUCGCAGCUUUGACGACAAAGGCAGACUUCGCGACGCCUGGUGAUGUUGUCACGGCCACUUUGGCUGCACCUGGCUUGAUCCAGGUGAACGAUAGGCUGUAA